Molecule: messenger RNA, 2812 nt
Organism: Lentinula edodes (shiitake mushroom)
Lineage: Eukaryota; Fungi; Basidiomycota; Agaricomycetes; Agaricales; Omphalotaceae
Product: ubiquitin carboxyl-terminal hydrolase 14
Exons: 13
Coding region: 106-2619 (837 amino acids)
Biological process (GO): protein deubiquitination
Molecular function (GO): cysteine-type deubiquitinase activity; protein binding; zinc ion binding
Source: RefSeq, a predicted model, not a curated record
CCAAUUUUUACUCUCUGCCAUCAUUCGUGCUCAAAAUUUGAGCUCACUAAGCCAAUACAACCGGACAUACAUAUCUAUCGAUCAUAUCGAAUCGAUUGCAAAUCGAUGUCUCCUGAACACAAGAAAUGUACUCAUCUUGCCCAGGUGGCUUCUCUCCAGCCCCCAAAGCUGUCUCAGAGCGUACAUCGGGAAGAGUGUACACAAUGCUUCGAUGAUCAGGAUACUUCACUCGGCAUCUCCGUCUGCCUCAUUUGCUUCAAUGGCGGCUGCCUUAGUACUGAGCGGCAUCACGCACAAACGCAUUGGAAGAAGACCGGCCAUUUGUUCAGUAUUGAUGUGAAGAGGGUUCGGAAGGAAAAGGACGAGAAGUCUGUUAGUCAACGAGCAGAAGGAUCUGAACCGCCACUCAAAAUGACUAAACUAGCCAUCCUCGAAGAACGCGAAGAGGACAAGUACGACUAUCUGACGAGUGUCAGAUGCUGGGACUGUGACACUUUUGUGACUGACGAAAGUAGCUCCAAGAUUCCGUCCCUGAUUUCCUCGAUUCUCACAUCUCCCUCUUCCGCACGUCAAUCCGAAGUUCAAGCUUGGGAGGAAGAAAUCCUUCCUUGUGAGCACACACUCACAUUGGACCAACUCCCUCUAUCUGCCCAACCCAUUGCUGAGGCAGGCCAUGCCACCUGUUCCUCCUGCGAUCUCACUUCUAAUCUUUGGCUUUGCCUUACCUGUGGCUCUCUUGGAUGUGGACGAGCCCAAUUUGGGGUCACGAAUGGUGGCAACGGACAUGGGUUGGCCCAUUAUCAGGCCACGAGGCAUCCUGUCGCUGUUAAGCUUGGGACCAUUACCCCCGAGGGCAAUGCAGACAUUUAUUGUUAUCUGUGCGAUGAUUCGAAACUGGACCCAUCUCUCUCCAAUCACCUGGCUAUCUUCGGCAUCAACCUCUCGGCCCAAACGAAGACCGAGCUGAGUGUCACGGAGAUGCAAAUCGAACAUAACUUGAAGUAUGACUUUAGUUUAACAAACGAAGACGGGAAAGCGCUGGAACCUAUCCACGGCAAAGGGCUAACUGGACUGAGAAAUUUGGGUAAUAGUUGUUACAUGGCCAGUGUUUUGCAGACAAUCUUUGCUUUACCUGAGUUCAAGGAGCGAUAUUAUGCACUCGAAUCAGCCCGUGCGCAGGACCACGCUGAAAUUUGUCCCGAACCCCUUCCAGCUGAUUGUGUGGAGUGUCAAAUGCGGAAGAUCGCGGACGGCUUGUUGAGUGGUCGAUAUACCAAUCCAGCCCCUUCCCAUAUCAAUGCUUCAUCCCAUGCUGGAGUUACUGAUCCUACCAUUCCGGCAUUUCAGCAAGGUCUGAAGCCCUCGACAUUCAAAACCCUAGUUGGUAGAGGCCACCACGAGUUCUCAACUAUGAAACAACAAGAUUCGGAGGAGUUUCUAGAGUAUCUUGUCAGUGUGUUAAGAAGGGAUUGGAAAAAACGGGGUGGGGAGGAUCCAACCCGGAUAUUCUCGUACUCGACAUCCCAACGACUGCAAUGCACCGAGUGUCGAAAGGUCCGAUACAGGACAGAUGAGAACGACGUACUGAGUAUUGCCGUACCGGCGAUUGAGAAAGGCAAAGACCCUCAAACCGGAAAGAUGCUGUAUGGAGACGUUUCGUUAAUACAAUGUAUCGACUCUCUCCUCGCACCCGAACCAUUGGAAGACUAUCAUUGUCCGUCUUGCAAAAAACCGGUAGUGGCUGCCAAACAAACUCUUGUAUCAUCUUUCCCGUCGGUCCUAGUAAUUCACGCGAAAAAGUUCCAGUUAGUGAAUUGGGUUCCAGCUAAAUUAGAUAUACCUCUUGUCCUCCCCGACGGAGAUGUUCUCGAGUUCACCGAAAAACACUUUGGGAAAGGAUUACAACCCGACGAGGAAGAACUACCUGAAGAUGAAGCGGCACUACAGGAAGCCUCAUUACCCCAAUUCAAUGAAAAUGCUCUCGCUGCACUACAAGGCAUGGGUUUUCCUCUCAUUCGGUGUCAAAAAGCCUUGCUCGCUACCGGAAACACGGACAAUGCCGAAGUUGCAAUGGAGUGGUUGUUUGGGCAUAUGGAAGAUCCUGAUAUAGACGAGCCCAUCCAACCUGUAACAAGCUCACCGAUGUUGGGACCUGAGCCUUCGGCGGAACAGAUCAGCAUGUUAUCUGAUAUGGGCUUCACAUCUGCACAAGCGAAAAAGGCGUUACGCGAGACGGGCAACGACAUGGAACGUGCUGUGGACUGGUUAUUUAACCAUCCGGAUGAUAUAGGGGAUGACAAUACCGUGCCAGCCCCAGCUCCUCAGGAAACCCAACCCAAACCCUUAACCGACUCUACUUUACUCCCCGCACGCUACCGUCUCAAAGCUUUCAUCUCACACAAAGGACCCUCAGUUCAUUCAGGUCACUAUGUCGCUCAUAUUCGGAUGCAUGUUUCUGCUUCGAGUAACGACGGUAAAGAGGACGCAAGCAUGGAUCUAGAUUCAAAAGAGGAAGAACGAUGGGUUCUCUUCAAUGACGAAAAAGUAGUCAAAGCGGACGAGGAAAGCGUCAACGAGUUGAAGAAAUUGGCCUAUCUAUAUAUUUUUGAGCGCAUUUAAAAUUUGUCGUACAGCAACUACUACUAGCAACCUUGAUGGGUAGAAUUGCGCACAAAUACAAAUUUCAUACGUUCUUUGACAAAGUGAUAUGGACCGUUUGCCAGUUGGAUAUCCAAGGGCUGUCCAUUUAUGAAGGAAGACAUCCCAAGGAGAACAAGGACAACUGAAUUUAGAGAACUGAGGACAAAAAGAA